Messenger RNA from Dioscorea cayenensis subsp. rotundata (Guinea yam), 4049 nucleotides. Its product is annotated as polyadenylation and cleavage factor homolog 4. NCBI's taxonomy places the organism in Eukaryota, Viridiplantae, Streptophyta, Magnoliopsida, Dioscoreales, Dioscoreaceae. Gene Ontology annotation, biological process: termination of RNA polymerase II transcription. Bases 222 to 3497 code for a protein of 1091 amino acids. Gene Ontology annotation, molecular function: mRNA binding; RNA polymerase II complex binding. The transcript has 8 exons. Gene Ontology annotation, cellular component: mRNA cleavage factor complex; cytoplasm. The record is from RefSeq and is a predicted model, not a curated record.
AUCCUCUGGUGCUUCUUCCCGAUAAUGACCCCCAAAUCUCCAUUUAAUUACAGCGACAGCCAUUGAUCCCCACCCUCUUAGAGCCAGCCCCUUUGCUUCCGCAUCGCUUCGCAUCCCUCGGUUAGGGUUUCAUCGCCCCGUUAUGCGACUCUGAUCUCCCAAGUCUUGAAUCCACGCAUGCUGGUAGGAAUUAGGGUUAGGGUUUGGGAAUCCCAACGUGUAUGGAUAUGGAGAGCUCCCGCAGAUCCGCCGUGGACCGCUCCCGGGAGCCCGGCCUGAAGAAGCCCCGGCUUGCCGAGGAUGUCCCCAAUCGAGACCGGUCUGUGCCGCAGCCAAGGGGCGGCCCGCCGACGGAUCCGAGGCUUAGGGUUGGUGAGCGCGAAAGGGAGGAACCGUCGAGAGCGGCAAUCGGGGCUUAUCAGCAGCAGCAGGAGCUUGUGUCCCAGUACAAGACGGCGCUCUCCGAGCUGACUUUCAAUUCCAAGCCCAUCAUUACUAAUCUCACGAUCAUCGCCGGAGAGAACCUUCAUGCUGCUAAGGCUAUAGCUUCCACCGUCUGCAAUAAUAUCCUUGAGGUUCCAAGUGAGCAGAAGCUGCCUUCGCUGUAUCUUCUUGAUAGUAUUGUGAAGAAUAUUGGAAGAGAUUACAUCAAACAUUUUGCUGCUAGACUGCCUGAGGUAUUUUGCAAGGCAUAUAAACAUGUUGAUCCUUCAAUACAUCCUGGCAUGAGGCAUCUCUUUGGAACAUGGAAAGGAGUUUUCCCUGCAGGUCCACUUCAGAUAAUCGAGAAGGAACUAGGCUUUGCAGCUACUGUCAAUGGCUCAUCUGGAGCUACAGUAUCCAGGCCUGAUUCUGAAACACAACGGCAGCCCCACGGCAUUCAUGUGAAUCCAAAAUAUUUAGAAGCAAGGCAUCGUCUUCAGCAGUCAGCAAGAGCAAAAGAAAUAAAUAGAGGUGACAUGACAAGUGCUAUGAAUUCUAUGGACAACGCAGAGAGGUCAGACAGGAUGGCUAUAUCGGGAAGUUCGAAGCAAUGGGCUGAUCAGCCUGUAAAAAUGCCUAAUACUCAACGAUCUCAAAGAGAACAGUUAAGCGAACCAGUCCCGGAAAAUAAAGCAUAUAUUGAUUAUGAAUUUUCUUCCAAUUAUUCCCGACCAGAUUCAAGGGUUGGGAGAGUUAAUGAAGCUGUUAAAGAGCGGGAUGCAAUAGACAAACCAUGGUAUGGGAAUGCUGGUAUCACUGUGUCCAAGACAUUGGGCAACAAGAGAAAUGGUGUUGAUGUUAAUCAGAGUUAUGGAAAGUUUAUCGAAUCUGGAGCCACACUGACUGACCACCAGUUACGACCACUUCAUUUCAAUGAAGCAAAUAAAGGUAGUGGUGUGAUUUCUAAGAGCUGGAAGAAUUCUGAGGAGGAGGAGUAUUUGUGGGAUAUGCAUUCCAGAUCAACUGGUUAUGGAGAAGCUAGUGGUUUGAUGAAAGGUGGUCAAGAUAUUGAUGAUACAAAGCCUGUAAGUAUGCUUAGACGAAAAUGGAUGCCUCGGGAGACAGAGCAUCUAGAUUCCCGGCAAAACCAGCUUGAAGCUUUGAGUCAAUAUGUGAAGAGCUCCAUAUCAGAUGAUACAGUUCCACCAUCUAGAGGAGCUGAAGAUAGCUUUCUGCCAGCUCGCCAGCAAGCAGAUCCAGACCCAAGAAUUAAAAUGGAGAGCCCAUCCGAUACUCUUCCCCUAAGACGAACCUCAUUAGGUCAUACUCCUCUGCGGCCCCUACAGGAACCACAUUCCUCAGUGAUGGGUUUAGAUCAUAUUAGCUCAAGAAUUGCAGGUCAGUCAGAGACCCAGCCUACAAGUUUGGAUUCAUCUUUACAAAGAUCUGGCCGGCUAAUGCAUUCUAUUCCACCAAGCAUAGGACCCAUAACAAAUGUUGUUUCCAGAUCAAGAGGGACAUUUGGUCAAGCAUUGCAAUCAUUGCGCCCUUCAUCACCUUCCCGCUAUAUGCUGCCAUCUUCAGCACACCUUCAACAGCAAAACUCCCCGAGUUCAGCUGAUUCUGAACAACUGCAAUCGCUUUCCUCAUCUCAAGGGAUUCAAAAACCUUUGCAGCUGUCAGGAAACUUGAAUAGAGUACAUGCAUCAGCCAGCCCAGACUCCUUCCAGUCUCAUGGGGUACCUAAUCCACAAGCACUGGCACCACAGUCUCAGUACCUACAAAGUGCAUCAACUUCUCCAGCAACUUUUCUUCAGUCAAGGCUUCACCUUCCUUUGUUGGUGCCAUCUAAUUCUGAUCAGUUAGUACAACAGACACAGGCACAAUCAUCGCACUCAUCCACUCCUAUGCAGAAACAACCUCCUCUACCCCAAGGCCAAUCUGACACAAGUAGUUUACUGACGGGAAUCAUGAAGAGUGGACUCCUGCCAACCACUUCAUCCAGCAAUCCCCAUGACCUACGCCCUCCUUUGCCAAGUGGACCCCCUCCCAUCCAUGUUUUAACUUCGUCCGGCCCUUCGGUUAUUCCAUCUUCAGCAUCUCUUCCCAUGCCCCACACAAAUGUGCCUAAUCUUACAUCUUCCUCUAUGAGAGGUGUGCUGCCUCCUCUGCCACCUGGUCCUCCACCUCAAUCAUCCCUGUUGAGUUCCUCAAAGAGCUCCAGUGCAGUUAGUGGCACAUCAAAUCCACUUUCAAGUCUUCUGACCUCAUUGGUUGCGAAGGGUUUGAUUUCUUCACCAGCUUCCGAAGUGCCCACUGUUACUUCUCAAAUUCAUGAAAAGUCAUCAGAUAAGAUCAGCAAUGAUGAUUCUAGUAACUCUCUGGUGGCUUGUUCAACCUCAGCCUCUUCAAAAGGUUCUGCUCCUCCAAUGGACAAUCAUUCUGGCCCUGAACCUUCUGCUCCAGUAAAUGUUGCAUUUCCUGUAUUAGAUACAGGCUUGAAUGACCUUAUAGGCCUUGACUUUAAGGCAGAAGUAAUUCGAGAACAUCACCCUUCAGUGAUUAGUGGUCUCUUUGAUGAUUUAAAGCAACAAUGCAAUAAAUGUGGCCUAAGAUUCAGACUCAAAGAACAACUCAACCAUCAUUUGGAUAAGCAUUCAUCAGAGAAACCUAAGAGAAGUAGCUUUGAGAGUAUCUCUCGGAAAUGGUACGCAGAUCUUACUGUUUGGAUUUCUAGAAGCACAGGACAACCAUCUGGGCCAGCCUCUAGUGUUUCUUUUGCAGAAGACAUCCCUGUGAGAAAGGAUUAUGAGCCAAUGGUUACUGCAGACGAAAGUCAGUGCAUCUGCUUGUUUUGUGGAGAACCAUUUGAAGAUUUUUACUGUGAGGAAAAGGAUGAAUGGAUGUACAAAGGGACAAUGUAUUUGAAUGAACCUGAGGCCCUAGGUAACAAGGGAAGCAUGGAUGAGGGCUUUCGACAGGUUCCUAUUGUACAUGCCAAAUGUGCAGCAACUAGUGCAGGCAAUCGCACAGAUGUGCCUGAUCACAAUGAAAUGAGUUGGACCAGCAGUUGAGGAUUCAGGAAGGGAGAAGAAUACUAGGUGAUGCGGGUCUUGGUAAUCAAAGAUGUCUUGCAUUGAGGUCUGUGCUGAACAUGGUACCUACAUGUGUGAGCCACUGGGGCUGAUUUGCUUGUGCUUGAAUGAGGUAUCAUGUCUCUGGUCAUAUUUUUUGGGAGGUAAUUAAUUAAAAAAAAAUAGCUUCCUUACCUGUAUAAUGUCAUUUGCAUGUUGUUUGCUUAUGUUUAUUCUCUUGUUUUACCUUGAUGAAGUGGUUUAUUGCCUUUUUCAACUCCAGCAUCAGGUGUAAUCAGCGACAAAAAAAGAAAAAUCCUGGAAAAAGCUAUUGGCAGCUGUCCUGGGAUUUAUAGUCAUGGAACUAACAGACCAGUUAUAAGCUGAUGAAUUUUUGUCUUUAUCCAUGCAAUCCUUCCCUUAGAUCGUUAAUGCACCAUUUGUUCCUUGUUUGAUGUUCUGACUUUAUAUUGAUGCUUGUGUUUUUGGUUCAUUGAGUGUAAUAUAUCAUCCAAGCAUAUAAUGGAGCUCGACAAACAAAGGUUCAACUCA